Messenger RNA from Nelumbo nucifera (sacred lotus), 387 nucleotides. The record is from RefSeq and is a predicted model, not a curated record. Lineage: Eukaryota; Viridiplantae; Streptophyta; Magnoliopsida; Proteales; Nelumbonaceae.
CUCUUGGCUUCAGCUAUGGCCAGAAAAGGUUCAACUAUUAAGGCUGCUCCAAUGAAAGAAGAGGAACCAGUUACAGAACAGGAAAAAAUCAAACCCAAAAGGAAAAAGCUUGGACAAGAAAUUGAUGAAAUCUUCUCCAACAAGAAGUUGAAGAAAGCCGAAGAACAACAAAUGGAGAAGGCAACAGAAGAUGGUAUUGAGAAGCCAAAGAAAAAGAAAAAGAAGAAUAAGUUUCCUAAAAAAGAUGGCUUUGUUGAUCCCCCUCCUCGAGAAAGAAAGAGAACGGAGGAUGGCUUUGCUAUUUACACCGAGGAAGAGCUGGGAAUUGUGAAGUCAGAUGCUGGAGGCACCCCACUUUGUCCCUUUGAUUGUUCUUGUUGCUUUUGA